GCGGCGGGCUGAUGGCGGGUCGCGGCGGCUGCCGGCGCGGGCGGGAGCAGCUGGAGCUGGAGCGGCUGGGCCAGGCGGCGGGGCCCGGCUCCUGCCCGCCGUCGCCGCCGCUCUCCGCCUGCUCGCGGCAGGCCUGGAGCCGGGACAACCCGGGCUUCGAGCCCGAGGAGGAGGAAGCGGCGGCGGCAGCGGCAGCAGGGCCGGUGCUGGAGAUGGACGUGGAGUGGGGCGGCCCCGCGGCCGGCGCUUCGUCGUCGUUGGGCAGCGCGGCGGCGGGCCAGGCCGGCGGGCGGCGGCAGCGCCGGGGGCCGGCGGGGCGCGGCGGGGCGGAGGUGCCGGGCCGCCACCAGGUGCCGCCGGAGGGCGCCGCGCCCCGCCGGGCGACCUGGGCCAAGCGCCUGGCGCGGCGACUGCGAGGUCUGUGGGGGACAAGACUCAUGGAAGAAAGCAACACCAGCAGAGAGCGCUAUCUGAAAAGUGUUUUACGGGAGUUGGUCACAUACGUGAUUUUCCUUAUGGUCUUGUGUGUCUUGACUUACGGGACAGUGAGCUCCAGUAUGUACUAUUACACAAGGGUUAUGUCGCAGCUCUUCCUGGAAACACCUGUAUCAAAAAUGGAGAAAACUGAUUUCAAAACUUUGUCCACAAUGGAUGACUUCUGGAAGUUUGCAGAAGGACCUUUGCUGGAUGGUCUUUACUGGGAGAUGUGGUACAACAACAAAACUAUGGCAGAAAACAAAAGCUUCAUUUAUUAUGAGAACCUGCUCCUAGGGGUGCCUCGCAUUCGGCAGCUGAAAGUGAGAAAUGGUUCAUGCUCAAUACCUGAAGACUUAAAGGAUGAAAUCAAAGACUGCUACGAUGUCUAUUCUGUAGCUAAUGAAGAUACUGCUCCUUUUGGACUUCAAAAUGGAACAGCCUGGACUUACACCAAUGAGAAGGAUUUGAAUGGAAGCAGCCACUGGGGCUUGAUUGCCACAUACAGUGGGGCUGGCUAUUACCAAGACCUCUCAAGGACCAGAGAAGUGACAGCUGUGCAGAUUGCUAGCCUUAAGAAGAACCUGUGGCUGGACAGAGGGACCAGAGCAGCUUUCAUUGAUUUCUCUGUAUACAAUGCAAACAUCAACCUAUUCUGCGUUGUCAGGCUGUUAGUGGAGUUUCCAGCAACUGGAGGCCUUGUUACGUCUUGGCAGUUUCAGCCAGUGAGGCUGAUUCACUACAUCUCCACUUUUGAUUUUUUCCUGGCAGCCUGUGAAAUGGCAUUUUGUCUUUUUGUUCUUUAUUAUAUGGUGGAAGAGAUCUUAGAAAUUCACAUUCAUAGGCUGCGCUACUUCAGAAGUCUCUGGAACUGCCUUGAUAUCCUUAUCAUUGUGCUUUCUGUUGUAGCUAUAGGAAUUAGCAUCUAUAGGACAUCAACCGUUGAUACACUCCUGAAGAAGCUACUGGAAGAUCAGAACUCAUUCCCCAAUUUUGAACCUUUGGCCUAUUGGCAAAUGCAGUUCAACAACAUUGCUGCAGUCACUGUGUUUUUUGUCUGGAUUAAGCUUUUCAAAUUUGUUAACUUCAACAGAACAAUGAGUCAGUUAUCCACUACCAUGUCUCGCUGCGUCAAAGAUGUCAUUGGCUUUGCUAUUAUGUUUUUUAUAAUUUUCUUAGCUUAUGCUCAGUUAGCCUAUCUUGUCUUUGGCACUCAAAUUGAUGACUUCAGCACUUUCCAGGACUGCAUAUUUACUCAGUUCCGCAUCAUUUUGGGAGACUUCAACUUCACAGAGGUUGAAGAAGCUAAUCGAAUUUUGGGACCAAUUUAUUUCACUACAUUUGUGUUCUUUAUGUUCUUCAUUCUUUUGAACAUGUUUUUGGCUAUUAUCAAUGAUACAUACUCCGAAGUCAAAUCGGAUAUGGCUCAACAGAAGGCAGAGAUGGAACUGUCUGACCUUAUCAGAAAGGGCUACAACAAAGCCAUGAUCAAACUUAAAUUGAAGAAAACUACUGUUGAUGACAUUUCAGAAAGUCUGAGACAAGGUGGAGGAAAACUAAAUUUUGAUGAACUCCGGCAAGAUCUAAAAGGGAAGGGGCACACAGAUGCAGAGAUUGAAGCAAUAUUUACCAAGUAUGACCAGGAUGGGGACCAGGAAUUGACAGAACAUGAACAUCAGCAGAUGAGAGAUGACCUGGAGAAAGAGAGGGAGGACCUGGACAUGGAUAGGAGUUCUCUGCCACGUCCUCUGAGCAGCCGCAGCUUCCCCCGGAGCCUGGAUGACUCAGAGGAGGAUGAGGAUGAAGACAGUGGACACAGCUCCAGGAGGAGGGGCAGCAGCUCAAGUGGGGUUUCCUAUGAAGAGUUCCAAGUACUCAUGAGGCGGGUUGAUCGCAUGGAGCAUUCUAUCGGCAGUAUUGUCUCCAAGAUUGAUGCGGUCAUUGUGAAGCUGGAGGCGAUGGAGAGAGCCAAACUAAAAAGGAGAGAUGUGUUGGGAAGACUGUUAGAUGGAGUGACAGAGGAUGAAAGACUGGGUCGUGACAAUGAAAUCCACAGGGAACAAAUGGAGCGACUUGUGCGAGAGGAGUUGGAGCGAUGGGAAUCAGAUGAUACAGCAUCCCAAAUGAGCCAUCGAUUGGGAACACCCCUCGGACUGAAUGGCCAGCCUCGUUCGAGGAACUCUCGGCCAUCUUCCUCCCAGUCAGAUGGUAUUGAUGGGGGAGGAGGAAAUGGAGGGAGUAACGUCCAUGUGUAGAAUUAACUUUGCAGGUGGUUCUAAACAUAUCAGGUCAGUAUUAAGCCAGCAAAUACACUACUCCACUGUUGCCCAACCUGAGGUGAUCAUCCUGAUCAGACCACUACAGGCCAUUUUCACUGUAAUGAAGUAAAUAUUCUUUUCAUUAGGCAUUUUCAGACCUAUGUAAGCCAUAGAAUCGUUUAGGUUGGAAAAGACCUUUUAAGAUCAUUGAGACCAACCGUUAAUUGAAGAUAGCUUUUCACAUCUCAUCACAUUAGUGAAGCAGAACAGAGGUAUUCUUGGACAAUCAAUAACAAAUGUAAAAAUUCAGUUAUGUGUUACCAGCAGUGAGACUGUCAGCCUUGGAAAUGAAAAUGCAGGAGACAGGAUGGACACUAGGUGUGACAGAAUCUACCUGCAAGGAAUCUUGGUUCCAUAAAUGUAUUGUUAUGAACACUUUCAUGAUGGCAGCAAGCUUCAGACAAAAUAAUGUGCUGUUACUAAAGCACUCAAAUGAAAGGCUGUGAGUUUUCUGCCUUCUAUUGGAAAAUAGGAUUUUUAAAUGCUUUUGAAAGCAGUUUUUAAAGGAAGAUGGCAUCAGGUUAUUGUCUCGUUCAUUUUAACAGCGGACGCUUUUCAAAGAGAUAAAACAGCAAGCACUUUUUUUUAAGAGUUUUUCCUUAUUCUGAGUUACUCUUGGUGUACUAAGAUAUUUUAAUUAACUUAAAAUGUUCAUUUUUUUCUUGUCUUUGAGAAAUACUGUUUCUUUAAGCAGAAGAAAGUGCACUUAGUUUGUACAACUGUAAAACACAUUAUUCCAUAAUAGAAACUGUACACAUUGCAUGUUUUUGCAUUCCAGUAGCAUUUCAAAAGUAAUAUUUGAGAACUGCCUCUUCGCACCCAACUAACAUAAUGAUUUUCAGCUUUGUUGCAAAGUGACCAUUUUUUAGUGUUAUGUUGUCAUUAUCUAAGUGUUACUGUGAUAAACAUUCCACAGGUUCUUAAUUAAGUAUGGUUACUUUGCAGAAAAUAUAUUAUUUAAAAGCACACAACAUUGAAAAACGUUAACUUAUCCUUGAGUGUGACAGAGAGGGGGGCAGAGAAGUUGCUGACAGUUGGGAAAAUCUGAUCUCAUGCUCUAUCAAGUUCUAAUUACAUCUUGAAUAUGUAGCCUGUAUUUACAUUUAACAGAACUACUUGUAAAAUUAUUGGGUAUUUUUCUACAUAGGCUUUUCUGCUGAGGGGCAACGCGUGAUUGCUUUGGAAAGGUGUUUGUAGUAUAAUCACUGAUUUUUAGUAUUUAAUUUUCUCUGCUUUCUGUGUCAUAGAAGCUUUGGUUUUGAAAAGAGAUGCAACACUGAAAUUGCAUUAGUUUCCUAUACAACACGUAGAGGCAUAGUGUUUGUAGUUUUGCCUAGCAACGUGUUUCCAUAUGUGGAAUGCCAGUUUAGGAGGGAGGUUGUCAAUUGUGCUUGUUUUCCUGAAGAUGGCAGUUGCCUUGGAUUAAAAGACUUGGAGUUGAUGUAAAGGAAAAUGGAAAGGUACAUAAUCACAUCUUAGCUAUUAGUAGAGUGUAUAGAGGAAAAAACGCCUAUUUAACGAAGUAGCACGUAUAUGUUAUGUUGGUGCUUUUCGUUUCAAAAAACAGUUGUUGCCAGGGGUUAGCAUCUCAUUCUUGUGGUAGUACUGCUUGGGCAAAGCUUACAUCUUGUAUAUGUUGUUAAUAUUGCAUUGUCUGGGUGUACAGUGACUCAGAAUGCCUUCCCUUUAACUAGAGAACUUGCUAAAACUAUACAGACUUCAUGCCUUUCCAUAUUUUUAGGUUUACAAGAAACCGUACGCACAGAAACUUAAUUAACAUAAAGGUGGAGAAGGAGGAAGCUCAGUGUGAAGGUUGGAAGUUCUUAGUAGGUUUGGCUGGAGAACAGAACGACUUAAGGAAACAGGCUGUGAUUCUUGUGAAGUAUUUUUUCUUUGUUGGUUAUUUUGUCCUACACUAAGAAGAAAUUCAUAAUCUUUCAGAAAAGACCCCGUCAACUUCCCAAAACGGCGCACAGCACAGUGGUUAGGGCAUUUGUGUGAAAUGAGACACUCAGACUAAGCUCUGUCUUGCCUUGAUUGAAAGUUUUUGGAUGUUAGAAACCUUCCUCAGGAAGGUUUUCCAUGUUGGACUGGCAUUUCUGACUAAACAAACAAAGCAAAAACCCAAUACUAUACACAUGGCCAGCUGAUAUGCAAGGAAAAUAGAAAAUAAAUCCAAAGUAGUUUAAAUAUGAAUAUGAAAACAAGGCUAUGUAUAUCCAAAAUGUGUAGUGUGUUGCUAUGUGACGUGAUUUUCGGCUUGAACUUCGAUGUAUGCUAACUAAUUACAUGUGUGUAACAUGUAAUUGAUGUUGGGUUUGUAGGAACAAGUGUUACCUAAAUGCUAAGAUAGUAUUUAAAUAAUCAUGUACUUAAAAUCAAUUACUUUGGCCAAAUGGCCCAACUUGUGUUGUCCAGCAAUCAGCUGGAACCUUGCUAAGAACACUUUGUGUUGAGGGUUGUGUCUGUGGCCUGUAAAGCAUGUGGCGUGCUGAGGGUUAUGGCAGCAGGGACCUGGGGAGUGUGCAGAAGCGAUCUAGUUGGCGAGGCAGGGCCUUCCUGAGGGAAAGAAAGAAAGAAACCAGACCUAUCAGUCUGGUUUUAAAUAGGUUUCCUGUAAAAAAAUUAUCUUUCAAAAUGUAAAUUCAAGCAGGCAGUUUAUCUUUUAUUUGUAGUAUAUGUUUGUUACAAAAAUACUUGCAUUCGUAGCUCUAUUUGUUGAGGUAUAUUUCUGUAACGUGUCGUUACUUAAUAACAAACUUCAUCUUGAAGUGCAGUGAGUUUUCAUGGGGUACCCGUGUAUGUUGACAGUGAGCCUUGCAAUAGGUGCAUGGCCACUUAACGAAUGUUACAAACAUUUUAUUAUUUCAUUUUCCAACUUUAGAUUAUAAUAUCAUUUGUCACUUAUUACAAAGGUAAGAUUUUUCCAUAGUAAUAUACAGUGUUUGGUCUUAUUAGGAAGCUUUUAAUUAUGCAAGUCUUCUACAGUGAUCAAGAAUGUAUUGAUCUGUAAAACUGAGCACUUUACUUCCUAAUAAAUGUUUUAUAUCAUCUAUUAAGCAAACAUUGUGCCAUACACUUGGUUUGUUUAUAACAGAACAUUAAAAAUGCCACGUAUUA
Falco peregrinus (peregrine falcon) is the source of this 5912-nucleotide messenger RNA. It is a transcript of the gene PKD2, whose product is annotated as polycystin 2, transient receptor potential cation channel. Gene Ontology annotation, cellular component: membrane. Lineage: Eukaryota; Metazoa; Chordata; Aves; Falconiformes; Falconidae. The coding region runs from base 12 to 2729 and encodes 905 amino acids. The transcript is spliced from 15 exons. Gene Ontology annotation, molecular function: calcium ion binding; voltage-gated calcium channel activity; voltage-gated sodium channel activity. The record is from RefSeq and is a predicted model, not a curated record. Gene Ontology annotation, biological process: release of sequestered calcium ion into cytosol; detection of mechanical stimulus; potassium ion transmembrane transport.